Messenger RNA from Musa acuminata subsp. malaccensis (wild Malaysian banana), 1600 nucleotides. RefSeq lists its product as uncharacterized. The record is from RefSeq and is a predicted model, not a curated record. NCBI's taxonomy places the organism in Eukaryota, Viridiplantae, Streptophyta, Magnoliopsida, Zingiberales, Musaceae.
UGGUUCUUUGCGUGGAGAGAGAGAGAAGCUGAAGCAGAGUAGCCCACCAUAGCAUCUUGGUGUGUCGUUCACAUGCUUGCUUAAAUGGCUUGCAUACACGAGUUAGAUGUGGAUUCGUAUGCUGUUUCUGGUUGGCUGACUCUUUCCAUCCUCCCUUGUGGAUAUGAUACAAUACCGUACCUGAUCUCACCUUGCCUUGUCCGCCACAGCCUGUCAAGCUCGCAUUAGAUUUCUGCAGUCUUUGCUGCUCCUGGAAGCAAUUGCCGAGCUGCAUAUAUCCAGCUGAUGAGUGAGGCCACCACUCUCCUUCUCUCGGAUAUCGCUGAUGAUUAGCCACGGAUCGAGAUUUCAUGUGGUGUUCAUGGGGAUGAUAAAUGGAGGAGAGGAAGUCUUGUAGGAAGGAGAUGCUCGACAAGCACUGGGAUUGGAGCUUGCAGGAAUGGGCACAAAGUUGCAUCAGAUGAACAACCUAUUCACCACCUUGCAAAAGACCAACUGUAAUGUAGUGAAUGCAGGAUUGAGAAGCUCAGAUAUUGGAGCCAUAUCUGACAACAUAUCACUGAAGGUAAGCGUUGUUGGUGGUCUGAACCAGCUCAAGGCCUCGAUGGAGAGACAACUUGACUGUUGUGACACAGAUUCUCUAAGGAAUACCAUGUUGAAGCAUGAAGAAAUCUUCAAGCAGCAGGUGCAUGAACUCCAUCGUGUGUACGGAGUUCAGAAGAUGCUGAUGGCCGAGCUGGGAGAGAAGCAGGUGAGCCUCCACGCCGUUCCAAGUGAAGCAGUAGUAGCAGUAGCAGAUGCCAGGACCAGAAUCUGGAGCAGUGCUUCUACCUCGGACACCAGCCACUCUUCUCAUGUCAGUAACCUGCACCAGUCUGCACCCGAGUUGAACUCGGAGUACAGCUCUUUGAAUCCAUGGAGUGAGCACGUCACGGGCUUCGAUCUCGAGCAGCCAGCCGAAGAGUACACCUGCAGAGGAGCCACGAGCAUGGACGAGAAGACCACCAAGGAUAAGGAAAAGAGGAGCAUGAAAGGUUCGUUCUCGUGGCCUGAUGACGGAAGCGAGAUCGAGUUGACAUUAAGCAUAGGAUGCAGCAGCUCAGAUAAGCAGAAGAAGAAGAAGAAGAAGAAGAGAGGAGAGGAGUGCGGUGACGACUCCUCUGGUUUGGACAGAGAAGAAUCGAGGAGGUCUCCAUGGAUUCUUCGAGCUUUUAAUCUGAACAAGACAUGAAGCUUCCUUGCAUCUGGGGCAGCUCUGGUGCAGUGGCACGCGGCUGAUGAGAGGAGGCCAAGGGUGGGUGCGACGAAGGAUUUCAUGUGCUUGAUGGUGAAGCUGAUGAAUGAGAGAACUCGGAAGAGAGAAGAGAACCUGAUAGAACAGCACACGAUGGGGAUUACUAGAGUAUGAAGCUCAAUACCCUGCGACGAUCGCACCCACCGCAUUGGCUUGAAGACCGAUAGUUGACCUACGACUGAUUCCAGCAAGAAAAAAUCGGCAUGACAACCUCGAGUAAGCCUGUAAUUUAUGAUUCCGAAUACAUCAACUAAUUUAACUUUGCAUGCACUGAUGGAUUGCUAUUUGAUCUCCAUCUUACAGUAA